This is a messenger RNA of Somion occarium, 1774 nucleotides long. The record is from the annotation of a GenBank genome assembly. Lineage: Eukaryota; Fungi; Basidiomycota; Agaricomycetes; Polyporales; Cerrenaceae.
CCUUUCCUGGAUUUCGCAGAUCACAGAUUAGCGCCCAUACUUAUUCACCGUACGACACCGAUGACUGUCCUUCUGUCCUGCCGCCAUCGCGUUACGUCUUUAUCUGGAUUUACUAGAUGGAGGACGGAGAGAUUCAGGCUGAGGAUUCGUACGACCCAAAGUACGAAUGGCCUGGCUCAGAUAAUCCUGCCAUAUAUGACUUUGACAAUUAUGGCGUCCUCACACCCACAGAACCCCGCGUCGAUGAACCAGCUACCUCUGACACAGGAUCGUCGUCCUUGGCUUCUUUGCGCUUGUUGGUCCGCACAAGUUCCAUACUUCCUAGUGAAAAGACGCUUGCUAUCAUUGACGGCUUCCACGAGGUCCAGAUUGGUCGAGAUGUUGCACCUCCCGCCAGUGAAACACCACGGAUUCGGUUGAAGGAGAUGGAGGUUUCCAAGAUUCAUGCAACCAUUUACUGGGAUGGCGGGAGAAAGGAGUGGUCUGUCGUUGACAUGGGUUCGAAACAUGGCACAUUCUUGCAGUCAUUUGCAUCCACUUCUGCUGCGAGAGCUAUUCGCCUCUCUUCCCCUCGAGUUGCUAGCAUUCCGCGCCGUUUGCGUCACGGAGACCAAUUAACUGUAGGGGGCACGACAUUCAUCGUACAUAUUCACGAGAAUCGUAUGCCUUGUGUCGAUUGCUCAGCAGCAGGUGGAGAUGAGAUAGAACUGUUUGACAAUCGACGAAGGCAACGAGAAAGGGAAUCUGCUCAGAAGCGUAAACAUGAAGCUAUGGAGUCGCCUUCCACUGCGCCAGUCCCGACAGAAAGGGAUCCUAAGAGGGCUAUCACCAUGUUGAAACGUAGUUUGCUCUCAAGACAUGAUCCAUCUUCGCCAGCUUCAUCGUCAGGAUCGCCAAAUGCGUAUCUCGACCGUAGUGCACGCCGUCGUGCAUUUCAUCCUGACACGACCCCUACCCCUUCCAGGAAUUCAACGCCCUUCAUAGAUACGAGGUUGCCCAUACAGUCAUUACCAGCGACGCCGGAACCUGUAUCCGCGCCUGCUGUGCCACUUCCAAGUAGUAAUGUUGGUCACCGACUGCUUAUGAAGCAAGGCUGGCAACCUGGAACUGCUCUUGGUACACCAGAUGAUUCCCCAGAUGGGACAAUUGCAUUGACGGAACCUCUUGAUUUGGCCGGCAAUAUUCGUCGUACCGGUCUGGGAAGCAGUAAACCGCUCGCACCACAGGAUUCUCGCGGACCCGAAGACUGGAGAGCGGUGGGAAGGAUGCGCAGAUGGGCUACCAUGCACUCUACGGAUCGCUCUGUGACAUAGCUCGUCGGCAAGUCGAUUUCGUCACGGUGCGGGCGCACAGACGCUGCAGUCGAUUGUUACAAGUGUUGAAGGACUAGUCUUCCUCGCCCGGACAGUUCCAUCCACUACAACUCUCCUCAGUGAAGAGGGCUUGAUCCUUGUGCGACGACGGCCGUCCUUACCGGUCGUUCAGUCUGGAGUCCGGGCAGCCAAUUUCCAACAUCGAAUUGGGAUUUCAUAUCAGAUGCAUGCAGAAGAAUAUUCGGAAGACGUCAAAUGCACAUCUUCUGCAUGUAGGUUUGAACUCCGGUAGCCCCCACAGAUUCUCCGUUGUCAGAUGAGGUCUGUCGCUGCCCUUCUAUGUGUAUGGCUGUAUUCACUCAGCAGAAUUUGGCGUUGUCCAACAUAGCGAUCGAGAAGGGGGAGGUAUACUUUCAUAAUGAUACCCUAAAGCUUGGGUUGGAAAAUAUGACCAUCAGUUC